Messenger RNA from Centrocercus urophasianus (Greater sage-grouse), 1866 nucleotides. RefSeq names its product RAD9 checkpoint clamp component B (gene RAD9B). The transcript has 11 exons. NCBI's taxonomy places the organism in Eukaryota, Metazoa, Chordata, Aves, Galliformes, Phasianidae. Gene Ontology annotation, biological process: DNA replication checkpoint signaling; cellular response to ionizing radiation; mitotic intra-S DNA damage checkpoint signaling. Gene Ontology annotation, cellular component: checkpoint clamp complex. The record is from RefSeq and is a predicted model, not a curated record. Bases 110 to 1303 code for a protein of 397 amino acids.
CGGAAGUCAAGCGCUCUCUCCCGGAAGUCAGGCGGCUUCUCCCGGAAGUCAGACAGCCUCUACUUCCCCUCCGCUACGGCUCCACCUGUUUGGGAGAGCAGUGCAUGCCAUGGCGCGGGUUAGCGAUGAGUUCUGCUUUGACCCCAUAGACAGAGGUCUUGCCUUAAGAUCAGUGAAUUCUUCUCGGUCAGCAUAUGCGUAUGUCUUCUUCUCAUCCAUGUUUUUUCAACAUUACUGCUGCACAGCUGCGCCUCAACCCUGUCAGAAAGAAAAGCAGUUGUCACUUGCAUGUAAAUUGAUCAUUAAGUCAGUUCUUCCUAUAUUCAGAUGUGUAAACGUGCUGGAAAGGCACGUGGAGAAAUGCAGCAUUUACACAAAUGCUAAAGAUCACCACAUAACUUUUCAGCUCCUCUGCAGAAAUGGUAUUGUAAAAACACAUAAUCUGGCUUUUCAAGAAUGUGACCCAUUGCAGGCUGUUUUUGCAAAGCACAUGUGUCCAAAUGUCCUCAGAGCCCACUCCAGGCUGCUGACUGAUGUAAUGGUUCACUUUCCAACGAGUCAAGAAGAAGUCACCUUAUCGGUUACUCCAACGAGGGCUUGCUUCAAGAGUUACACUGAGGAAGACACUGACUUUUCAAAGACAAUGGUCACCGAAAUACAGCUGAGUCCAGAUGAGUUUGACUACUUUCAAGUUGGAGUCGAUUCUGAAGUGACGUUCUGCCUUAGAGAACUGAGGGGACUGCUGGCGUUUUCAGAAGCCACCAGUGUUCCUGUCUCCAUCCACUUGGACAUGCCUGGGAAACCAGUUGCUUUCAGCAUUGAAGACACAGUGCUGGAAGCCAGCUUUAUUUUGGCUACGCUGUCUGACAUCAGAAGUGAGAUGGCUUCCCAGGAGACUGCGUGCUUCUCACAGAUGCAGGAAAGCUCAAAGCCACUUGUGGACAAAUGCUUUGAUAAGGAUGGCAGCGCUGAAGCAGUUGCUUCCAAAAAGCCGCGAUGGAACGGGCAGGCACAGAACACAGGGUCAGGGGCACCUGCAAGUCCCUUGGCAAAACAGGUCAAAAGUGUUCCCCCAGUCUCAUACAGAGGUACUGCAGGCACAGGAGGAACAGCAGUAACAAAGACAGAUGACCAAGCAGUGCUGGAAGCAGAGUCUCCUUAUCACAAGUUUCAUUCGUUGUUCUUUGGAGCAGUCUCUUCUAAGGAGAAGGACGCCGUCAGUCAUGCCUUCCACAGUUUAGCAACAGCUAGUGACACAGAAGAGGAUUUUGGCAAGACGCAGAGCUCACAAGUUCUCCAGUAAGGUGGAAUGAAUGAAUCUCAGACUAUCGUGGGCUGCCCUGAAAGUUAAGCAUGUAUUUGGCACGUAGAGCUGUUUUUAGCUUUAGAACAAAGUUUAAUUCUAUUAUGAAAGUAUCCUAAACUUCUUAGGCGAGUUAGAACUUAAUGGAAACUCACUGCACCUGUAUUCUGAUCAUUCUAAAAGGAGGAUGCUGUCCUAACACAAAGUUAGGUCAUUUAGUUUUGUAUAUCCUGCUGAUACACUGCUUUGUAUGUCCAGCUCUUCAGUCUCACAAGAGAAGUCAGCUGUGUCAGAGCUUCAGACAAACAAAGCUGCUCUUGUACAGCUACAAGCACUGCAAUAAACCACCCGCUCCAGUACAGCCAAAUUACUGCUUGUAUGGUUGUUGGUAUUACGGCAGAAGCUUGUAGAACCAGUGCUUAGCUUAGUGCAAGAAAGUUGGCAUAAAAAUGUGUUUAAAAAAUAAAAGUGAUGCAAUAACCAAUUUGAAGCCUGGGUUUAAGGGUUCUGGUGUUUCAGGUUAGAAUGUUCUUUUCCUUUCCCUCAUCACUUGCACUGAGUCA